This is a messenger RNA of Naegleria lovaniensis, 741 nucleotides long. RefSeq lists its product as uncharacterized. Lineage: Eukaryota; Heterolobosea; Eutetramitea; Acrasida; Naegleriidae. The transcript has a single exon. The record is from RefSeq and is a predicted model, not a curated record. Gene Ontology annotation, molecular function: acyltransferase activity, transferring groups other than amino-acyl groups. The coding region runs from base 1 to 741 and encodes 246 amino acids.
AUGUGCUUACAUUCACUAUCGGUCGAUCACAACCAAGACGAAUCAAUUUUUCAUUUCAAAUUGAACAAGUCAUCAUCUUCUGGGAAUGAUCAAGACACUUCUUUCUUCGAGUGGUCCAUCCUUCGUUUGGACAAGUGUGGUGAAUGGAGUGGUCCAUUAUACUUUGAUUUUUUGAGUAGAAAUGCAACUUUUCUCAAAGAACAUUUAAAACAUUACCCUCCACAAGCUUUUACAGAUCUCUCCUUUAGCAUCAACAAGACGAAAGUCCUAUCAUCACCACACAACUUUUUUGUUUUCGUGAGAGAUCCUCAUCAUUCGUUCUAUGAGGAAUUUGUAGUCAAGAAGACUACCAAUGCAGAAUGCCAUUCAAAUUCUCCAACUGUUUCUGAAUUGGAAAAUCAUGAUGACAACAAUUCGGAAUUACACAUGUUUUUGAGAGAACAUAAAAUUAUUGGAAUUUGUGGAGGAAAACCCAAUAACGGUCAGAGUAUGGAAGUAGGCUAUGCUCUCGAUGAAGCCUUUCAAUCUCAUGGAAUUGUUACCAACACUUUGAAAGUCAUCAUUGAAAGAGCUUUUCACACAAUAGAUUGCCUGAAAGAAAUUGAAAUUGUUUGUCGUACAGAUAAUCUGAGAAGCGCACAAGUGGCCCACCGAUUGAAUUUUGUCUUUAAUGAAGAGAAAUCGAAAGAGGUCUCAUUGAAGGAGAAUUGUGAUUUACAUGUGUACGUCUUGGAGAAGUGA